AUGUCAAAAUUUUUCCAUUAUUUGUGCAGAAAUAAUGCUGGCAAGUAUUCACAAAAGCUGGAAUUCUCUGAGGACAAAAUUGAGCUCACUUUUGCUACAAAUUAUUUAGGUCAUUUUCUGCUGACAGAGAUGCUUUUGGGCAAAAUGGUGGAGACAGCUUCAGAAACACAAAUCCAGGGCAGAAUAGUAAAUGUCUCCUCUGUGAUUCACAAUUGGGUCAGGAGCAAAAACUUUUGCUUCAACAAAAUGCUUAGCCCAAAAAGUUACAACGGCACUCGGGCUUACGCGCAGUCAAAAGUAGCCAACAUAUUGCAUGCCAAGGAACUGUCAAGACAACUUAGGGGGGCGGCCACAACAUGUUAUGUUGCAUUAAGUCCUAAUAUUGAAGGAUUAGGUGGCAAAUAUUUUGCCGACUGUAACGAGACUCAGUGUUCACCGCUGGCAAACGACGACUUUGAAGCUAGGAAUUUAUGGAAGCAAACUCGUGCUUUCAUAAAAAGGCGAUUUUAUCUGCCCGUUACCCCAGAUAUGGACAGCUAA
Striga asiatica is the source of this 540-nucleotide messenger RNA. The record is from the annotation of a GenBank genome assembly. Lineage: Eukaryota; Viridiplantae; Streptophyta; Magnoliopsida; Lamiales; Orobanchaceae.